Drosophila willistoni is the source of this 836-nucleotide messenger RNA. RefSeq lists its product as uncharacterized. NCBI's taxonomy places the organism in Eukaryota, Metazoa, Arthropoda, Insecta, Diptera, Drosophilidae. The transcript has a single exon. The record is from RefSeq and is a predicted model, not a curated record. Gene Ontology annotation, cellular component: U7 snRNP. Gene Ontology annotation, biological process: mRNA 3'-end processing by stem-loop binding and cleavage. The coding region runs from base 53 to 814 and encodes 253 amino acids. Gene Ontology annotation, molecular function: U7 snRNA binding.
UUAAUUUACUAAAUCCAGGCCUGACCUAACCGGCAAUUUCUCCAACGACAACAUGAGUGAUGAUAAAGAUGACCAUGGUCAUGCUGAACAGGAACACUCCGAUCACGAACUGGAUGCAGGAAGCGAACAAUUCAAUCCCUUGCGGGCUCUUUAUGCUGACAACUUUAAAAUUUCCGAGACUAAGCCAAAAGUUUUGUACCAAAAUUUGGCCGCCUUUGAGACGGCUUUAAAGAAAUUCGGCGUAUGGAAACUAAAUAAGAAAUCCACAACCGCUGCUCCCACAAGCGACAAACCACCGAUUGGUUCUGUUGCCGCCUCCACAUCAAAAAAGGCACAGGAAGAGGAACUUACUCAGCGCCGAUUUCAGCCCCAUCAAAUGCCCGUCAAAGCGGCGGUUAACAAGCGCCAUCACCGCAAUCUCUACGUACAAAUGUCCGGCGCCGAAGGACCUCUGUCGCUGCUUAAUAAAUCUUUGACUACCAGAGUGCGAGUCAUGGUGCGAAAAGAGCACUCUGUGGCUGGUUCCAUUGAGGGUGACCUAGUAGCCUUCGAUAAGCAAUGGAACAUCCUUCUUCGCAAUGCCAUCGAGACUUGGCAACGGCGCAAAUUUAAAUAUGGCCAACAGAAUAUUCAAUGCGGAGUAGAAGAGGAUUGCAGUGAUAGACUGAAUGAACUGGGCAUCACACUGCCCCAAGUGAUGAGCGUAAAGAGUCUCAAUCGCAAGAAUGUUGAGCUAAAGAGGAAACUUAACCAAGUAUUAAUACGAGGCGAACAAGUAGUUUUAGUUUGUUUAAUAUCCAAGGAAAAAAAAUAAAGGUAAGACUGAAGAAAACUUA